AUGGAGGCUUUCCCCUGGGCGCCCCACUCGCCCCGCCGCGGCCGCGCCCCCCCGCCCAUGGCGCUGGUGCCCAGCGCCCGCUACGUGAGCGCCCAGGGCCCCGCGCACCCGCAGCCCUUCAGCUCGUGGAACGACUAUCUGGGGCUGGCCACGCUCAUCACGAAGGCGGUGGACGGGGAGCAGCGCUUCGGCUGCGCCCGCGGCGGAGACAGAGACGGCGGCGGCGGCUCCCCGCCCUCCUCUUCCUCCUCGUCCUGCUGCUCCCCCCACGCGGGAACCGGGCCUGGCGCGCUGGGGCCGGCGCUGGGGCCGCCGGACUACGAAGAGGACGACGAGGACAGUGACGACCCGGGGUCCCGGGCCCGCUACCUGGGGGGCGCGCUGGAGCUGUGCGCGGGCCCCGCGGAGGCCGGGCUGCUGGAGGAGCGCUUCGCCGAGCUGAGCCCGUUCGCCGGUCGCGCCGCCGCCGUGCUGCUGGGCUGCGCGCCCGCCGUUGCCGCCGCCGAGGUGGCGCCGCGCGAGGAGCGGGCCCCGGCGUGGGCGGCCGAGCCCCGGCUGCACGCAGGCUCCGGGGCGGCCGCCGCCCGGCUGCUCAAGCCCGAGCUGCAGGUGUGUGUGUUUUGCCGGAACAACAAGGAGGCGGUGGCGCUCUACACCACCCACAUCCUGAAGGGACCCGACGGGCGAGUGCUGUGCCCGGUGCUGCGCCGCUACACAUGUCCCCUGUGCGGCGCCAGCGGCGACAACGCGCACACCAUCAAGUACUGCCCGCUCUCCAAAGUGCCGCCGCCGCCUGCAGCGCGGCCGCCACCGCGCAGCACCAGGGACAGCCUGCCAGGCAAGAAGCUGCGCUGA
Molecule: messenger RNA, 855 nt
Organism: Molossus molossus (Pallas's mastiff bat)
Lineage: Eukaryota; Metazoa; Chordata; Mammalia; Chiroptera; Molossidae
Gene: NANOS1
Product: nanos C2HC-type zinc finger 1
Exons: 1
Coding region: 1-855 (284 amino acids)
Biological process (GO): oogenesis; negative regulation of translation
Cellular component (GO): perinuclear region of cytoplasm
Molecular function (GO): mRNA binding; zinc ion binding
Source: RefSeq, a predicted model, not a curated record